Suillus paluster is the source of this 663-nucleotide messenger RNA. RefSeq lists its product as uncharacterized. Gene Ontology annotation, molecular function: zinc ion binding; nucleic acid binding. The record is from RefSeq and is a predicted model, not a curated record. NCBI's taxonomy places the organism in Eukaryota, Fungi, Basidiomycota, Agaricomycetes, Boletales, Suillaceae. Bases 1 to 663 code for a protein of 220 amino acids. The transcript has a single exon.
AUGACGUACCAAAAUAGGAUUGGUGACACAUCCGCAAUCACUUCGCAUGAAUUAAUCUCCCUUAUCUUGGAGAAGAGCACGCAAAGGAAAGAAAAACUCUGCAGAAAAGGACAUGGAAAAGACAAUGCACUUACCAUGAAGGAAAAGAAUCUGAAAAAGAAGUGUGAAAGGAAGGAAGUCAAGAAGUGUCGAAUCUGUAAAAAGUCUGGCCACACCGAUCAGGACUGCUGGUUCAAGGACAAGCAGACCAAAUGCUCCAACUGCCAUAAGAGCAGGCAUGCUAUUGAGAUGUGCUGGAGCAAAGGAGGCGGACAGGCGGGCACAGGACCGUCUAAACCUUCUCCCCUGAAGCGUGCCAAGAAAGACAACACAAAUGUCGUUGAAGACAUUAAUGACGUUGCUGAGGAUGCGCAAUAUUAUGAGGAGGAAGAUGUUGCCUUUUUAGGUGACGAUAUGGAAGAGGUUGUCGAAGAACAACCUGACGUACCUCAGGCUAAUUAUAGCCAAGGUGAAUAUGACAAGUUGAUCAAGUUUGAUUGGCUUGCUGACUCAGGCACCACAUCACACAUCACGAAGAUUAAAUCUGCAUUAAUGGAUUAUGUUCCGCUUAAAUCCCAUAAAGUUACAGGAAUAAGUAACCAGUCUAUUAAGGCUGAGGGAUGA